This is a messenger RNA of Dermatophagoides farinae (American house dust mite), 1709 nucleotides long. RefSeq lists its product as uncharacterized. Gene Ontology annotation, molecular function: glycosyltransferase activity. NCBI's taxonomy places the organism in Eukaryota, Metazoa, Arthropoda, Arachnida, Sarcoptiformes, Pyroglyphidae. The record is from RefSeq and is a predicted model, not a curated record. Gene Ontology annotation, cellular component: cytoplasm.
CAUAAAAAUGAUGAAAAAAUUAACAAUAAUACUGAAAUGGAUAAAGAUUCUAAAGAUGAUGAUGAUGAAGAUUAUAAAAUAGAUAUGAUUCUCAAACGGAUUCUACCCGAACGAAAAGCAUUGGAUAAAAUGACAACAUUAUCAUUGAUUGAAUCGGCAUCCAAUUUGGCUGCUUUGUAUACAUAUGAAUGGCAACAAGAUGGCCAAAAACGAUGGUCAAAUCGAAAAUUACCACUAGUUAAAUACUGUGAUAAUAUUUCAUUGAAACCUAUACAUCAAAUUAAACAGAUGAAUAGUUAUUGGCAAACAAUUUUAUCACCUACCAUCGAUUCGAAUAUAACAACUUCAAAUCCAUUGGAAGCACGUGAACCAUUUAUAAUAUACAUUUACAAUGCAUAUUAUGAUAAUCGAUCAGGACGAUCGGAAGUGAAAAUUCUCACUGCAUGUGAUCAACAGGUUGUUGUUGAAAGAUUGAAAUUUGGGUGUUUACUUUGGUUCGAUGAUCAAAAGGCACCAGUUAUUGGUAAUAUAACCGAAGUGUAUACAAUUUGGCCUGAAUAUUGGGAUUUUGGUGUUAAACCUACUGUUUAUGGACCACAAAUUAUUACUUGUCAAAUACCAGAUUCAUUAAAAAUGAUAGUUCCACGUGCCAUAACAUUAACAUCGAAACCUAUGUCCAGCUGUGAUGAUGUUGAAUCAUCGUCAAUUGAAAAUGUUGUACGUGUUAUUCAUCGAAAUUAUACAAGUGAUCUAAUAAUCAAUGAUGAAAAUCGACGACAAAAUCAAAAUUUCACAAUCGGUGUUUGUGUACAUGCAUUUCGUUAUCGAACAUAUGAUUUUAGUGUACGAUUAGUCGAAUGGCUAGAAAUGAUACGAUUGUUGGGUGCAUCGAAAAUCUAUUUCUAUGUUUAUGAUGCAACCGAAUCGGUUUAUCGUGUUUUGCGACAUUAUGCUUAUGAGGGUCUAAUCGAAUGGCGACGAUUAACAUUUCCGGGUUGGCAACCAAACAUUGAGUCAAUGUAUCAAUAUUAUUAUGAACAAUUGGGUGGAAAAUUUUGGCCACAAGAAAUGUUGGAACAAAAUGAAUGUUUCUAUCGUAAUAUGUAUCGUCAUAAAUAUAUUGGAUUAUUCGAUGUUGAUGAAAUAUUGAUGCCACAAAAACAAUUAAAAAAUUGGUAUGAUGUAUUCAAUCAGAUUGAGCAUCGAAUUUCGUCCGAUCAACAGCAACAACAAUAUGCAUUCUAUUCACAUAAACAUUCUUAUGUUUAUGAAAUGUAUGAAGAAAAUGAACGGAAUGGUGAAACAAUACCAUCAUAUAUGCAUCUAAUGCGUCAUACAUAUCGUGCACAACCAUUUCAAGAUGGUACAAAUACUAAAUGUUUUCAUCGUACAGAUAAAGUUUAUGCAUUGCAUACACAUUUUCCAAUUCGUUGUUUGAAUCGUACCGGUUUUCAUCAUAAUUGUAAUGGUAUACAAUUGGAUGAUCACAAUGAAUCAAUGUUAAUGCAUUAUCGGCCAAAUCGACAACCAGAAAAAACGUGUAUGAUGAAUAAAACAAUUGAACAAAUUCUUCAUGAGUGUACUGUAAAUGAUCGAACAGCAUGGAAAUGGUAUGAUCAAUUAGUGCCAAUUGUACGUGAAAAAUUGAUUAAAAUAUUUGGUGUUGAUGAAUUUUGAUUGAAUCAUGAUGAUUCUUUAAUAAAAUACGU